This is a messenger RNA of Cyprinodon tularosa, 1771 nucleotides long. Its product is annotated as F-box/LRR-repeat protein 12-like. The transcript has 3 exons. NCBI's taxonomy places the organism in Eukaryota, Metazoa, Chordata, Actinopteri, Cyprinodontiformes, Cyprinodontidae. The record is from RefSeq and is a predicted model, not a curated record. The coding region runs from base 281 to 1510 and encodes 409 amino acids. Gene Ontology annotation, molecular function: protein binding.
UUUCGCUAAAUGAACGAUAGGUGGCAACACUUCCUCUGCCAGCGUCUCUAAACAUGGUUUAAAGCUCCAUUGUUACUAUAAAUGUUCCAGUGUCAUAAAGGGAAAGACUGAAUACACUCAGUCGCGACACUUCUAGUGAAAAAUAAUUUCCUAGUCGCGUUUGUUCCGCCUGGUUAGGUCCUUCAGUGUGGACGGGCAGCUGUUUCCCGGGGAUCGUUGAUUUAGGCGCAACGUCGUGUGCGUCAACAUAUAAUUCCGUGUUUGGACUUUUAUUUACAAAAUGGAUGAAUAUGAAAGUUGUAAUCUGGAUUACUUCCCAGAGAACAUUUUAAUAGACGUACUCUCAUACUUGAGUGUCAGAGAGCUCGUCAGAGCUGGAAGAGUUUGCAAAAGAUGGAAACGCCUGAUUAAAGACCAAAGACUGUGGAGAACAGUUGAUUUGACUGGAUGGAAAGGAGUGACGUCCCGGAUCCUUUGGGUUCUUCUGCGUCAGUACUUUGGCUGCGGACUGAGGUGUCUCCGCCUGCGUGGUUUGCUGCUCUCUGCUCGAGGAGGCACUUUUCUCUCCGAGUCUUGGCUUAAAGCUUUGUCCACCAAAUGUCCCCGCCUCAGUAAACUCUGUCUUUUGCAUGCUGACCUUAGGAGCUUACCAGGCUGCCAGGUCCUGCCCCGAACUUUGCGGGUGCUGGAGCUGCGUGGCUGUGAGCUGCCUCGUAGCUUUUUUAACCAGACUCUGCCUGCUUCACCUCCCAGGCCCCACGAACAAGCCAAAGCCACAUCUAGUGUUGGGGCUAAACAGCAGGGAGGCGCUCAGAAAGGAAAAGGACUAGCUUCACCUUUAGGGAUCGGGGUCGAGCGGUUGGUCCUCAACAACGUCCCUUCCUUUACAGAUCAGCAUCUGCAGAAUCUAGCAUCAUGGGAGAGGCUCAGUCGUCUGGAGUUACGUGACACCUUUCGCGUCACAGCAAACGGACUCAGGAGCUGUGCAGCAAAAGAAGGGCUCUCAGGCCCAGAAGGACUUUCAAGACUAAAAUAUCUCGAAAUAGGGAUUACAGCAAGGCAGGGCUAUCAGUUACAGAUGGCUUCCCUGGGACUGGGGGCUGGGUGGCUCGGUCUGGAGGAGCUGAGUCUCGGUGGGAAGGAGGUGGCAACGGGGUUGCUGUGUGCCAGCCGUCUGAAGGACCUGAAAUGUCUGCACCUGUGGGCCUGCACGCUCAGCGAGCUGCAGAUCGUACGGAGCUGCAGGAUGCUCCGCGGCCUCCGCCAGCUGGAGUUUUUAGAUGUCAUCUUUCAACCUCGGCAGAGUCCCCCUGCAGAAGAAGGACAGGGGCAGGAAGGGGGGGAGGAGCAGCAGAAUGAGGAGGAAGGUCCUGGUGGAGAGAGUAAUGAUGAGAACAGGACGCUUGACGGGGCCGAUCCCUUCCCAGGUCUACGCCGCUCACUGGCCGUCUUGUUGCCGUCCUGCUCGCUGGUUUUUACCAACUGCUCUGUUCAGAUGAAUGCAGACUGAUUCUGCUUAGCAUUCAUUCCCACAGCUUCUCACCAGAAAGUUUUGUCUUACAAGACAAAACACUUCUUUUAAUUCCUCAAUAUGAUACAAAGAAAAAAAACUAGAGCAUUUAUUUUGAUUAUUAAGUAUGUCCUUUAUAUGUUUCUUUAGUUUAAUUAGUAUAAUAUCCUAGCAGUUAUUCAUUUUGUCAUAUGAGCAACUUUCCUCAGAUACUGCAAACACUUUUCUAACAUUUGCACACAACUCUAUAGAGAAAAAUGG